CCUCCCUUCUCCUCUCAUGCCGCCGUCCUCCCAACAUUUUCGAUCCCAAUAACAGUCCGAUACGAAGUCAUUCUCUCUAUUGCUUUCAUUGUCAUGGUCUCCACCUCAGCCGUGCUGAAACCACUUUUUGGCACUGUCGCCGGGAUCGUUGGCAUCUACGUCGCUUUCAUAUCGCUGCUCACAAUCCCGGCGCUGCAGGACCAUGUCAUUUACCUGCAUCGGGUCAAGCUCACAUGGUUUCAAGAUGUGAACGUACCGGAGCAAUGGGGCUUUCUCCGCAACCAAGUCACACCUUUCCAAUUGAAGACGUCGGACGGGGAGACACUGCACGCAUGGCACGUGCUUCCGCUCGAGGUUUACCGUCAGCACCAGAAGGAGCUACAGAAGGAGCCCGUCGGCUUAUGUAAUAACAUCCAAGAGAGACUAUCAUUCAAACUACUCAAGGACGACCCCACGGCACAGAUCGUCAUCUACUUCUAUGGAGCAGCAGGAACCCUCGGAUCAGGCUGGCGGCCUCAGAGUUACCGCGCCAUGUCUGCAGCAGCGCCAAACGUCCACAUUCUCGCAAUCGACUACCGCGGCUUCGGAACCAGCACUGGAUGGCCCUCUGAAGCCGGCCUGCUUACCGACGCACUCACGCUCGUCAAUUUCGCCCUGGAAACAGCAGCAGUUCCGCCAGAACGAAUAGUUCUCUUCGCCCAGUCCCUCGGGACAGCCGUGACCCUUUCACUAGCGCAUAAGCUUGCUCUACAGUCGCCGACCACACUCUUCGCGGGCAUGGUUCUCGUAGCUCCGAUGGCUGAUGUCGAACUUCUGACCGAGACGUAUAAAGUGGCUGGGACGAUCCCGCUCCUAUCGCCGAUCGCGCUCUUUCCUAAGCUUUUGGCCCUUCUCAACCGGUUUAUUAUCAGCAAGUGGCCUUCAAAGGAUAAACUUGCGGCUAUGAUUCGCCACCUGGACUCUAUGGUCCUCGAGAAGCACAAGGCUAAGUACGACAUCACCCUCAUUCAUGCCGAAGACGACUACGACAUCCCUUGGAUACACUCCGAUGUCCUGUUUUGGCACGCUGUGAACGCCAUGGAAGAGCCGAAAGCUGCCCUGGCGUUCGAAGAGCUCGAGGAAGUGAAGAAGGAAAAGAGGGUAGCGCUGGGCGCUGGCGGAUGGGAAAUCGAGUGGAGAGGGAAGAGUGGAGCUGUGAGGGAGCAGGUUGUGAAGCAUGGCUUGCAUGAUCGGAUUAUGAGCUAUCCGGUCGUGAGUUUGGCGGUUGCGAGGGCUUUCCAUGGUUUGGAUGAGGAGACAUGAAUGUCUCUGCAUAGACUUACAGAUCUACCCCACGCCGGGAUCCAUGAAGGAAAGGAGACUUUGACUACAUUCCGGAGAACAUCCACUCUCCGUAGCUGCAGCGAACUUUGUGGUACACUUAGCAUUGCCUUGGAUAGAGAGCGGAUGGUAAAAUCCCAACAUGUCUUACUGCAGGCCAUCGGGAGAGGCUUUGAUAAGCGGAACCGAGGGCGCACCGUCGUUUCUACCGCGACGUGAGACCUCAGAGUGAAGAGUUGCCGCGGUAGCAGUAUUGGCCUGAAGU
Trematosphaeria pertusa is the source of this 1585-nucleotide messenger RNA. Its product is annotated as alpha/beta-hydrolase. The coding region runs from base 94 to 1302 and encodes 402 amino acids. The record is from RefSeq and is a predicted model, not a curated record. The transcript has a single exon. Lineage: Eukaryota; Fungi; Ascomycota; Dothideomycetes; Pleosporales; Trematosphaeriaceae.